Molecule: messenger RNA, 3444 nt
Organism: Gadus chalcogrammus (walleye pollock)
Lineage: Eukaryota; Metazoa; Chordata; Actinopteri; Gadiformes; Gadidae
Product: guanine nucleotide exchange factor DBS-like
Exons: 31
Coding region: 7-3390 (1127 amino acids)
Biological process (GO): intracellular signal transduction; positive regulation of Rho protein signal transduction
Cellular component (GO): extrinsic component of membrane; cytoplasm
Molecular function (GO): protein binding; guanyl-nucleotide exchange factor activity
Source: RefSeq, a predicted model, not a curated record
GACAUCAUGCAGGGCCUCUCUGAGCCGGUCUCUGCGCUCCACAUCACAGCUCAGCUCCAGAAGAGGUUCGCCUACCUGCCAGGCGGUCGAUCGACCAAUGGGAACCCUCUCAUCGUUUUCCCAGAAUUCCCAGAGUUCAGCGAGUUGGAGGAGGAGGAGCUACAGAACGUCCUCAAAUACCUGACCAGCGUUCCAAGGGUGUCCGGCGGGGGGUUCGUCCUGCUGCUAGACAGACGUCUGGACCGAUGGGCCGCAGUGAAGAGCGCCCUGCACCGCAUAGCUGGCCUGUUCCCGGGGGGCCGUGUGGAGCUGGUCCUGGUGCUCCGCCCCUCCGCUCUGCUCCAGAGGACGCUGUCCGACUUCCUCUUCAAGGUCAACAGGGAUGACUUCAAGAUGAAGGUGGUGAUGCUAAGCUCUGUGACGGAGCUCCACGCCUACAUCGACCCCGCCCAGCUGACCACGGAGCUGGGAGGAGCCAGGGAGUACGACCACCAGACCUGGAUCUCCCACCGCACCGCGCUGGAGGCCUUCGCCCUGAUGGUGCGGACCACCGCCCAGACCCUCCAGGCCUUCGGCACCGAGCUGGCGGAGACGGAGCUCCCCAACGACGAGACCACCACCGGGGGGCUACUGGAGGACCACCGCACCGAGAAGGACCGCAUGAAGUCUCUGCUCCAGGUUGCUCUUCAUCAGGGCGGGGGUCUCCUCCUCCUCAUCAACGAGCCGCUGCAACGAGACGCCGACUACACCCUGAGCCCCGACGAGAAGGACGACCUGGACACCGUGCAGAGACUCCUGGGCCAGCUGGAUGAGACGGAGCGGGCGUUGGAGGAGUUCUGGGAGCGCCACCGCUCUAAGCUGGAGCAGUGCCUGCAGCUGCGCCGCUUUGAGACGCGCUUCAGGGAGGUGCGGGCCCAGCUGGACGCGUUGUGCGACCGGCUGUCUGAGUUCUCGGAGGUCAGCAUCAGCCCCGCCCACGCAGACCACGUGCUCCGCGAGCUGAUUGGCCACGAGGAGAAGGCCUACGAGGUGCUGGACCGCGCCCGCUCGCUGGCGGCGGACGGCGACGCCCUGAUCGCCGCCGGUCACUAUGGUGACGACUGCAUCCGGCCCAAGGGGGCAGAGCUGCGGGCAGCGGCAGAGGGCGUGGCCACGACGCUGCGGCGCAAGAGGGGCCUGCUGCUGAGGGCCCGGGAGCUGCACGCCCUACUGGAGACGGCCCUGCGGUGGUGCGAGGCGGGGGUCUUCCUGUUGGCGGGGCAGCCCGUGGACCGGGUCCAGACCCAGGAGGGGGCGCAGGCCGCGCUGGGGGAGCUGGAGCGCUACCUCGACACGGCGCCGCAGCACCUCCUGGGAGACCCCCCCGCCGCCGUCUGCGCCCGCUACGAGGCCGUGGUUACCGCCCAGCUCAGGGAGGAGGUACAGCUGGUGUACCAGAAGCAGGCGUCGGUGCAGGAGAUGUUCGAGAGGAGGAGGGUCAGCCUGAAGAAGCUGGCGGCCAGACAGCCCCGCCCCGUGCAGCCAGUGGCCCCCCGACCGGAGGUCAAGUCCCCGCUGACCUCCCCCGAUCUACGGCGCAAGGAGACGAGGCAUUCAGAGGAGAACACGCUGCUGACCGGACUGCUGAAGACUAGCUCACCGCUGCCUAGCGGUACCAGACACACCUCGCUGUCGGAGGAGGAGGAGAACCUGGCCGUCAGACGAAGCCACGUGAUGAACGAGCUCCUGGAGACGGAGCGUGCCUACGUGGAGGAGCUGCUGUGUGUGCUGGAGGGCUACGCGGCGGAGAUGGAGAACCCGGCAAUGGCCCACCUCCUGCCCAGGGGCCUGCUGCACAAGAAGGACGUCCUCUUCGGGAACAUGCCCCAGAUCUACAGCUUCCACAAAGGAACGUUUCUCAAGGAGUUGGAGGCCUACACGGACUGCCCUGAGAUGGUUGGACGCUGUUUUCUAGAGCGGAUGGGAGAGCUGAGGAUCUACGAGGCAUACUGUCAGAACAAGCCUCGCUCAGAGAGCCUCUGGAGACAGUGGUCUGACUGCGCCUUCUUCCAGGCGUGCCAGCGGCGGUUGGAGCACAAGCUGGGUCUGGACUCCUACCUGCUGAAACCGGUUCAGAGGAUCACCAAGUACCAGCUGCUGCUCAAGGAGCUGCUGAAGGUGAGCCGGGGGUCCGCUGGAGCUGAGGACCUACAGGAGGCCCUCAGCUCCAUCCUGGGCAUUCUGAAGGACGUCAACGACUCCAUGCACCUCAUCGCCAUCACCGGGUAUGAGGGUAACCUCUCUGAGCUGGGCCGGCUCCUGAUGCAGGGCUCCUUCAGCGUGUGGACGGAGCACAAGAAGGGCCACGCCAAGGUCAAGGACCUGGCCCGCUUCAAGCCCAUGCAGCGCCACCUCUUCCUCCACCCGCGGGCCCUGCUCUUCUGCAAGAGGCGGGAGGAGACCGGAGAGGGCUACGACAAGGCCCCAUCCUACAGCUUCAAGCACGCCCUGGAUAUGAGCGUGGUGGGGAUCACGGAGAACGCCAAAGGAGACCACAAGAAGUUUGAGAUCUGGUGCAACUCCAGAGAGGAGGUCUUCAUCGUCCAGGCUCCGUCCCCGGAGAUCAAGACCUGCUGGGUGAACGAGAUACGCAAGGUCCUCACAGAGCAGCUGCAGGCCUGCCGAGAUGCCAGCCAACAGAAGAGCUUUGACUCCCCCAGUCCAACCAGCAACAACAGCAGCAGUCCUUUCCGAAGUUGCAACCCGAAGAGCCAGAAAAAGGCGGAAGAGAAGAAGGUGGAGCCUAUCUUAACCUCCGACCCCACCCCCCCCUCGUCUGGCUCCUCCCCCAAACCCAGAGAUGAGCCGGUGUCCCCCUCCUCCACCCCCACCUCAGGCUGCAGGAAGAGGUUCAGUCUUCAGGGCUUCGGGAAGACCACCAAAGGAGCCCCAGUGAGUCCGGACCGGACCAGGAGCCAGUCUCUGAAGACAGAAGCCUCACCCUUUGGGUUCAGAGGGUGGGCCAAGGCCUCCCUCUCGGUGGACGCCUCGGAGGAGCAGGAGGAGGAGUUCUCCAGCGGGGAGGAGCCUGUGACCUCCGACCCCGAGGACGAGGACGGGAAAAAGCAGAGCCCCGCGACGCACACGGUGACGACAGACUGUGAGAGGGCGGGCCCACAAGAGCUGUCCGUCAAGGCCGGAGACCUGGUUCAGCUAAUCAGAGAAGGGGAGGCCGGACAAUGGUUUGUGAAGGACCUCCGCAGUGCGACGGAGGGGUGGGUGUCUUCAGCCAUCCUCCAGGCCCUGCCCUCCCAGUCCCUCACCAGCUCAGAUGGCAGUGUGUCGGGGAACCUCAGCACCUCCACCAGCUACAGCGAGAGCUACACCAGCUACUCCGACAUCCGACCCUGAGGCUCAGAGCCUCCACCCUCCUCCUCCUCCUCCUCCUCCUUCUCCUCCUCCUCC